UGCGCUGGUCAAAUUCAUCACGAUCUGGUACCUGUCAUCGUGCCCGGAGAGGAAAUGAUGGACGCAUCGGUGGAUUCAACGGGUCGACCGCUUUUCAGGUCCCACAAGGCACUGCCGCGGAGGGGCAUCGCAGUUCCCAGCGUGGACGCUGUCCAACCGGUCUCCCCGGAUCAUCAUCGCACUGUCACUGCGGCGCCCGUUCCUCCAUUGACCCCGCCCGGAGCGAACCAGCAAGAAGGCAUAGAGAACGACCGCACGCCGCGCAAGGCCGACUCUCUCUCUGAGAGCCUGACUGCAGGCAUGUUGACACCUCGACGACCCUCAAAACCUCCAACGCCCGAUGUCACGCCACCUCGCGCGAAUUCUGCCAAGCGACCGACUCUCAACAAUUUCGUACACCUAUCCUCCUCGUCUCGCGCUGAGUCUUUUCAGACCGCCUGCGAAAGUGUCUCCUCUGAUGGUGAUAUGGAAACGCUGGGCCGUUCAUCAUCGAUCGCAUCAAAGAAGAUCAGACCAAGGGUGCUCUCUUCUAGGCGAACUCUAUCAAACGGGGUCCGCGCGAAACUUACAUACACGAAAGAAUCGCCGCAGAUUUCCCAGCCUCACAGCGAAACAGAAUAUGAAACAGGCUUCGAAUCCUUCGAUGGAGAAUGGACUUCCCCCAAGGGCGAUGGGUCUCCGACACCACUGGCCGGAAAGCGGAAAGGCUCGGAGACGCGUAAUCGACCUGGUCAGAAACAGGCAACGGAUAAUGAGACGCUGGACGUGCAACAUUUGAAUGCCUCGUUGAUGCGUGAAAAGAGCUUACGGGACCGUGUUCAAACUACCCCGGGACUGGCAAUCACACCGUCAAUGGAGCAGUUUCGUGAAGAUAUUGGAUGGCCGUCCUCCUACGACCCUCCUUCAGGGGUGGAUGAAGACCCUGACUCUCGUCGGUUGUCAGGCCUAUCUUCGACAUCCACCGUCGAAGCCAUGAUUAUCGACUCUCCAAGACAAGCCCAGCGAUGUUUGCGACACACGGAGAAGAGAAACUCUCUGCGCUCAGCGAGCUCUCCCAUCACAAAAUCUGAGCGCACGUCUACCACCUCUCAUACCGAUUCCCAGCGUCGUCUAGUCCACAAAGCUGCUCGCAUCUCCGAAAACGAUCGACGCAGCAUCUCAUCCGAUGUCUCUUUCUCGGUCAAAACAGCCAGCAGUGCGCCUCCACCAUGCGUGACCAGAAUCCCCGUCGUGGUUUGUCUUCCCGACAGAAUUCGCAAAGGCUCUAAUCAGCGACCUCUGGUGAACUCAAAGAGCCCUGCAGAUGCUCUACAACAAAGGCAGCGAGCCAUGUCUGACUCUGUGCCUGCAAGUUCCCGCGUGUCAAGCUCGAGGGGCCGCUUUUUAGGCCGUCCUGUUAUUCCUUCUCGUAGCUCGUCGCUUUCUGCACCGACGAGCCGCACCAACUCUCGUACCGCGUCCCUUACGUCCGAAAGUUUGCGAAGCCACACUUUGGCCAUGGAUCUAGAGUUGCAGAAGCGUCGCGACCAGCAACCUGUCUCACCUCCCCGCCACAAUAUCUUGGGUGUUCACUCGUCAGGACUCUUGGAGCCGCCUAGAUUGCCAGGCCUGGUCGUGACUUCCUCGGAGGAUGUUGCGACUUUGCGGCCUCCCUCUUUGCCUUACACGCAGUGGUCAAUACCGUCCUCUUCGCCUGGACCAGUGGAAAUUCAUGAAGCUAAGGCUGUCAGCUUAUUCCCACACAACAAUCGAUCCCUCCUUCUGGUUGACCAGCGGGUGCCGGGUGAACUACAAACCGUUCGAGUGUUCCAGGAUGGUAUCUCCGAUCGCGAAGCGUUCCCGCAAACGCCAGUUGCGCCGAUUGGAACAGCACUCAUGCUGGUAGAUUCUCCGUUGAAGAAUCCCCGCCCUCCUCCCAAGCCUCCCAUCGGCAAACCCCUCCCACCGAUUCCAACACAGGAAGAACACGCGGUCGUUCGCCAAAAUGACGAUGGCCGAGCGCCUGGUCGUUGGGGUUCCGUUCGUCGAACCUGGGCUGCGCGACCCCGAUCGGAUUCCUUCAACACGCUUGUCCGGUCUCUUUCAGUGCGAUCAGCGAAGAACAGGACGGCUGGCGUGGACAUGGACAGUCGUCUUCAUCCGUUCUGGCGCCCGCGUGGGUUCUGGGAAGAUGGGCGCGGGUCUCCCAUCAAAGACCGAUCAGGUCGCCAGAGCCCGUUGAAACGAGACAACUCAAUGGUAGUCAACAAUUCACUCGGUUUGCCUCAGCACCGUGUCAUCAUUGAAGGACCGGCUGCUCUUGCGCGACGCAGCCCCGAGAUGAGACGACUCUUCCAUGCCAGCCACGCCAGCCUAGUCCGUACCGGCUCUCCAUUGUACCCAACUCGCUACCACGCGCUUUCCCAAUGGGGACGACGUCUUCGAUCAAUGUCGUUGCGCAACACGCGAGCCCGCCUGCGACGCAUUCGCCAACGACGCGACGAGAGAAAACAAGCCGCACGCCGCGAGAACCUCAAGCAGAUCAUCGGCUUCCCAGUCUACGUGGCGUCCAGCGCCACCAAUGAGGUUGUGCGCUGA
Penicillium maclennaniae is the source of this 2577-nucleotide messenger RNA. RefSeq lists its product as uncharacterized. The transcript has 2 exons. The record is from RefSeq and is a predicted model, not a curated record. NCBI's taxonomy places the organism in Eukaryota, Fungi, Ascomycota, Eurotiomycetes, Eurotiales, Aspergillaceae. The annotation marks the transcript as partial.